UCAGAUUCAGUACUACUCACCACAAACAAUCAGUUGGAUGAAACGCCUAUGUGGGUCAUGUUGAAUCCAACAAAUUUGAAUCUAUUCUUUUGAAAGAUAAGUGUAAAAGUCUUAUUGAAACUCGACUUUUAACUAUACAAGAUAUUAUUGGUAAUAAGUCAUUAACAAAACUGAAAGUUGUCUGAAUUUUCAACUUAGGGAAGCUAAAUUCAACGUUUUAAGGAUAUAUGAAAGCUUAUUACAUGCUUUGGUUGAAUAUUUCUCAUUUUAUGUAUGUUGAAAUUCUAUUUUAGUUAUAUUUCCAAAUGGAACUUUAUUAAAAGAUGAGCAAUGUCAAUUUAGAAAAACUUCUGUUUUGUACUUUUUCUCAUUUUAAUGCUUCAAGAUGUUACGGCAUUUCACGGCUUCUUCAGGAGUUAUUUAGGGUAGAAUAUCUAAAAAUGUCUUUGCUUCCUCUUGUACCGAUAUCGUUGAUUUGUAAACCAUAAAGCAUAGUUCCGGCUUAGAGACUUUGUAGUUACUUGUGUCCUCAACAUAUCCCUGGAUGUUUAGGUGUAAUUUUGUAAUUUUUCUCUUCUUAGCAAUACAUUUUGAAAAGAGUGUGAAGCAUCUAUGCUAUUUAAAUCUUUCAUCGGCUUCAGUAACGAAAACUAUGGACAAUUACAGAGGUUUAUCUAAUUCCAACUUAAUUCGCAUUCUAGACUUAUUAGUAAACCAGGUGGAGUUAUUCUUUCUGCAUGGAAUGAACUAGAAUGAAGCCUGAUGCCAUGAAUAGUCUGUGAUAAUGGAGAUAGGUUGUAUUCUUUGAGCUAUCAUAUCAAUAUUCAACCUAACCAUUCUUUAGUUCAUUCUAAAAAGUUGAAAUGUUACAUUUAAACAUUUGAAAAAAAAGAGUUACAUUGUUAAAAUCGUAGAAAUGUUUUAAUGAAUAGCAUAUUUGAUCAUGCUGAAUAGGCUAUAGAAAACGAUUAAAAAAUACCCGUUGAAACUAUAGAUCUAUUGUGAAUUUUUAAAAUUAAAUACAGCAAAGUCUAUUUUAAAGUAUACAAGAUUCACGACUUUUCAACCUUAUUGUUCUUAAGUACGGGGAAGAUGCUUCAGCGAGAGGCCAAAGUUGGCUAAUUUUAAUGACUUUACAAUUAUAAUUUCGACUUAUUAAACAUUGCGAAAUUCUUCUUCUUACAAUCUAAAUAAAAAAACACAAUAACCAUAUUGCUAAAUACACAUAGUGAGAACUAAAGAGUCUACCAAUGAACACAAUAGAUGACCUUAUGAACUUGAAAAGUUGAUGCCAACGCCCUAAUUUGAACAGUUGAAGAAUUUUUGUGUAUCGUCUAACAAUUGAUAAUUAUUCAAGAAUUUUACUUCCUUAUCUAAAUGAUGAACUUUGCAUAGAAUAUCGACAAGAUUAGCUUAAAUCUGUCGCAUCGAAGACUGAAUACCUUAGCGAUUAAAAGUUUUUCUAGUAAAAAAAAAAAUCGUUAUACUUCCGUUUUGUCAAUACUUAAUGUUAAUAUUAUCUGGUACAGUUUUCAAAUGAGUUUGAAAAAGAGAUCUUUAAAUUACCUAUCAAUUUAAUUGAUUUUGCUAUUGGAAAGCCAACAGAUGGCAGAGUUUCAUUCCUUUCCAUAAUGGAAAAGAUUGCUUCGUGGCAACUAGUCGUGCACCUGUAGCAAUACUAUCACAGUCUAAAUGGCUAAUAAGAGCGUUUCUUCUGACAAUAAUAGUUGUCCUGCUGUUAAGUCAAAAGUUGCCGUUAUUACGGGAAUAAGUGGACAAGAUGGCUCUUAUUUAGCCGAAUUCCUGCUCGAUAAGGGCUACGAGAUCCAUGGCAUCAUACGACGUUCUAGUUCAUUUAAUACAGGGAGAAUAACUCAUUUGUACGAUGAUCCUAAAAUCCACCAGGAAGGAAGAAUGAAGUUACAUUAUGGUGACUUAACUGAUACUUCCUGUUUGAUGAGGCUAAUUAAUGAAAUUCAGCCAGACGAAAUCUACAAUCUUGGCGCUCAAAGUCAUGUUAAAGUAUCUUUUGAAAUCGCCGAAUACACAGCCGACGUGGACGGUAUGGGUGUACUACGUGUUUUUGAGGCGAUUAGAGCCUGUAAAUUGACUCAAAAGGUUAGAUUCUAUCAGGCUUCUUCCAGUGAGUUAUAUGGAAAAGUGAGAGAAAUACCGCAAAAUGAAGACACACCAUUCUAUCCAAGGUCUCCGUACGGAAUAGCAAAGCAAUUUGCCUUCUGGACUGUGAUCAACAACAGAGAAGCUUAUGGAAUUCACGCUUCGAAUGGUAUCCUAUUCAAUCACGAGUCACCCAGAAGAGGAGAAACGUUCGUUACGAGAAAGAUAACAAGAGCAGUGGCGAAAAUUCAUCUGGGGUUGAUGGAGUCAUUUUCGUUAGGCAAUUUGAACGCAAAGCGCGAUUGGGGACACGCAAAGGAUUAUGUUGAAGCUAUGUGGUUGAUGUUACAGAAAGAUAAUAGUGACGAUUAUGUUAUUGCGACGGGAGAAGUUCACAGUGUUAGAGAAUUUGUUGAGGCAGCUUUCAAAUUUGUUGGUAAAUCUAUUGAGUGGUCAGGUGAGGGCGCUGAUGAGGUUGGAAAAGAAAAGGGAACUGGCAUAAUAAGAGUUAACGUAAACCCGAAGUACUAUAGACCAACGGAGGUUGAAUACCUUCAAGGUGAUUCUACAAAAGCUAGGAGAGAAUUGAACUGGAAACCAAAGUUCGAUUUUGAAGGACUAGUCGAAGAUAUGAUGAAAAGUGAUCUGGAACUGAUGAGGACGAAUCCUGCCGCUUAG
Molecule: messenger RNA, 2796 nt
Organism: Dimorphilus gyrociliatus
Lineage: Eukaryota; Metazoa; Annelida; Polychaeta; Dinophilidae
Source: the annotation of a GenBank genome assembly